AUGGUGGAAAACGGCGGGGCCAAGGGUAUAUACACAAACAGUGGGUACAUUUGUUCGUUUGUUCAAAUCUGCCAGACGAGGGCAGAUGAGCCUAAUUCGAGGCGAGCGGCAGUUGGAGAGCUGCUUGAGGCCGUCUGCGGUGGCGGCGACAGACGCCGGUUACUGGCCCGUCAGGAGUUGGGUUGUCUGGCGGCCUGUCGCCCGCUUGGCCGUUGCCGUGUCCGUGUCUGUCUGGGCCGCCGCCGCCGCCGUCGCCGCCGCCUCGAGAUAGAAGCGCAA
Messenger RNA from Protopolystoma xenopodis, 279 nucleotides. The record is from the annotation of a GenBank genome assembly. NCBI's taxonomy places the organism in Eukaryota, Metazoa, Platyhelminthes, Monogenea, Polystomatidea, Polystomatidae.